Molecule: messenger RNA, 2034 nt
Organism: Ruditapes philippinarum (Manila clam)
Lineage: Eukaryota; Metazoa; Mollusca; Bivalvia; Venerida; Veneridae
Exons: 4
Coding region: 37-1473 (478 amino acids)
Source: RefSeq, a predicted model, not a curated record
GUACUAGACGAUGUGACAACCGUAAUUAAAGACAAGAUGAAGGCUGGAUUAGAUGAGCAUUACGACGAAAUUAAACUAGAUAUAAUAAAAAGAAAACAAGAAGAUCUUCUAUGUCUUGCAUCUAACACCGCCGAGAGAAUGACACAGAUACAAGAUAAAACUGAAGAUUCUGUAAAAAGAUUACAUGAUGAAAGGGACAAAGCAAUUGAUACACUUCGAAAACAGGGAGAUAAAGAACAAACAGACCUGGCUGAAUUAGGAAAGACGCUACAAGAAAAACUGAAAACAGCAAGUAAAGCCGAGAAAGAUAAACAGUAUAUUGAUUCUUUACAAAAGAAACCAUAUACAUUGAACACAAGAAGAAAGAAACAAAGCACCAAGAGGCCGUUCAUAGAAAUUAAUCACUUGUCAAUAGGAACAUUUGUCUUCAAUCACACCUCACACAAAAUGGAACAAAAUGUGCCUAAACCAGAAAAAGCUAAGCUUUUUGAAAGUUACUACUCGGAGUUUAGUGCAAAGGAAGAAGAAUGUCACCAGUUUGCAUCAACAUGGGGUUUUAAUGCAAAAUCGCCUCGUGGAAACUUUAUAGAUACGCGAGAUUGUUCCCCCAUUACUGAGAGUGUGUUCGAGUCUAUUGUUAAAGUGGAAGCCUCUCGCUCUGUUUGCAUGAUUUGCUUCCCUGGUGGUGGGAGAGCUACCGGGUUUCGUGUUGGACCUAGAUAUAUCAUGACUGCCAAUCACGUUGUUGAUCAUAUUUUAGGUAGCAAAGGCUUUGGGCAAAAAGGAAACACUCAAACUUGUUUCUCGGCAUUAAACAGUGCGGAAGUGUAUGCCCGUUUCGAGUUUAUAAAAGACGGGCCUAUUACAGAACAUCAAAUAUUUAGGUUUAAGGCAGCUGUUCAUUUUCGUGAUAACGAAACUGAUUGUGCUAUUCUUGAACUAGAGGAAAAAUGUAAUGGGACUGAAAUACCGCGUUCAUUUAAAUAUUUUUGUUUAACAAGACUUAAUAAAAAAUUUAGUUUGAUCGGACAUCCAUUAGGAAAUGCAAUGGAAUUUAACCACGUGGACAAGAUUAUUGAUAUUGAAAGUGAGGAAACCAAAAGGGACAUUAUUGAAGUAAAACAAAGGAGUUUGAAACACUCAGGCAAAGAUUAUGAUAUGCCUCCGCAUAAUAUCCUGAAUAAUCCUAAAAGAUUUUUGUUUCAUUGCAAGUUCACAAAAGGUGCAUCUGGAUCGCCUGGUGUGGUCACCUGCUCCGACGGGCGUAUUGUAGUUGUGACAAUGUUAUUGUGCGGACUUCCGGAUUGGUAUUAUGACUCAAACGUUGAUGCUAACGUUAGAUCCCAGUGGCCGAAAGAUCAUUGUGUUGAACAAGGGGUUAAUCUUAAAUAUGUCUAUGAAAAGAUGUAUCAAUGCAACAAAUCGCUGUGCAAUCAAAUAUUCCAUGAUGAUGAUGAGUCUAAAUCUAAUUAAAACUCAUUACAGGACAAAUGCAUUUGAGUUGAAAGCAGUUUAGGAAAUAAUGUAUAAAAUACAUGUCUUUGAGUAAGAUGUUCUGUUUUAUGCUUACAAUUACGGCAAAAAGGAAAUUUGAAAGGUUGCUUUAUAACCAUAGACAAAAAGAGCAAAAGUGUAUAUGUUGCAUUUGCUUUUGGUUAUAUCUUCAUUAUAAUAAGAUAAAAUAUAUCAUUAGUUAUAAUGAUUUGACAAGUAAUUUGACCUAGAUAAACCCUGUUAGUAAAUAUAAAAGAAGCUUUCAGGCUCAAUAGCGAACAGUUUGUAUACAUUACCUUUUAACUUUCAAGACUUGGUGUUGGUGAUGAUGAUAAUAUGUAAUGGAUAAUGUUGUUGUUAUUAUUAUUAUUAUUGUUAUUAUUAUCUUUUUUAUUAUUCUAGAUGACUUGCUGGCUAAUUAAAGUUAUGCUUUCUCGCUAAUUCCCAGUGAAUGUAUAUAUAAAAUUAUGUGAUAUAUUUUGACAUAUAGGUAUGUUGGAUUUUAUCAUUUUUCUCUGCUUUAUAUUGUAGAAAUAUAGU